AUCGUUGGUCGAGGAGAUGAUAGUUGUUGAAAGGGAAGAAAAGAAGUUCUUAUUUUUGUCUGCUUCUUCAAUCAUUCUUUUCGUUAUCGUUUUCGUCGUUAACCGUGAGAUUUAUUUUAAACCACUCUUGUUAUUUUGCUAUUGCUUUUCUAUUGCUACUUGCCUGUUGCCUCGUCUCUCUCUACUCUAUUAUCGUGUCGUGUGCGCUUCUCAGAGAAACAUAUGCAUGCGUUUUGCAUUUUUAUAUCGUGUGCUUUCAUUUAGUUUCGUGACGUUAUUUCAUAGUGCGGUCAUUUUUAUUUAUUUGAUAAAGAUUUAAAUUGUUUACGUUUUUGGCUGUGACUUUGACGAUUUGAAAAUGGAUUCAUUAAAUGAUAACCCUGUAAUAAUUUGUAAAGAAUUUAAAAGAAACUUGAUAAGAAAAAUUAAAGAAAAUCCUUGUAUUUGGACGAAUAAAAAUAAAUGUGAAACAGAAAGUGAUUGUGUUGCCAGUGCUGAGAGAGACGAAGCGUGGAGAAAAAUUGAGAGGGAACUAGGUUCGAAUUAUUGUUCAUUAGAUAAAAUUAAAGAAACAUGGUCAGUUUUAGAAAAAAGGUAUUUCAGACUAAUUUUCUUAAGAACUAUCGAACGAAAUUUCGAACAACCGUCAUGGUUGUUUUUUCAUGAGAUGAUGUUUUUGUACGACCAUGUUAAAGAAACUAUACAAAAUAUGCUUGGAGGUAUUUCACCGCCAUUAUUUAAACCGAAUCCAAAUGCAGUCACACCGCAGAGACUUAGGUGUCCAUGUUGUAUUUAUAUUGCGGCGGAUAUAGAUUCUGAUCCUGAUAUAACAUUUUUAGAAAUCAAAGAAGAAAAAGAGUUUGAAAGCGACAAUAAUUUCACGACGGAAGAAUCGCUUGAAAAUUACCCAGAAACUGUAAAGGACUUAAUGGACUCUGAAAUUGUUCGCUCUAUUAAAGACGGUGAAAAUCAAUCUUGCAUUAUGAAAAAUUCGCUAGUGCCUCAACAAAAUCAAAUUACAAAUUUUUCAGUUGGGACACCUAGUCAAGAUUUCAUAAGAAAUAAGACGUUUCAAGUCAGCAAUGAACUUCCACACGUGCAGGUCGCACCAACAACUUUUGAAAACUCGACAGGCAACCGACCUUCAGAAGAUACAUUUUUGCCAAUACGUCAAAACCAUCCCAUGGAAGUGAUUGAUUUAGAAAAACCUGAUAAUCCUAAUGUGUUCAAACAUUUGACACCUUCUUUGGUCACAAACAAAAGUUCGGAAGAUCAAAGCAAAAACUUUGAAGAGCAAAGAAGCCAAUUAAAUGACAAGUUACGUAAUGUUUUGACCCUUGAUCAAAAUUCUAACGAAUCGCUGGUCAACCAAAGUGUAAUAUCAGUAAAACUUAGAGAUGUAACAUGGUCACAAACUAUUCAAGCCAUCAAGGCUAAUCCUGCCACCUAUCUCCUAUAUACCUACACCAACAGAAAGGAAUACACUGACGCAUGGAAGAAGACAGCUGAGCAAUUGGGUAAUGUUUCACUUGGUUCUCUAAAAAAGCGCUGGAAGAGUAUAAAAACUUAUUAUCUUAAAGAAUUGAUGAUAGAGCAUUAUGCCAAUGGUAAGACGAAGUCAAACUGGAAACACUUCGAUGAAUUGGAAUUUUUACGACCUCAUAUGCAACAAAAUAUCGAGGACGUACAUCGUACACGAGUUCAAAUACAGAAUUUUAUAUCAAAUAAAACUGGAGAAUCCAUCAAAGAUGUCGAGUGCUCUUUAAAACUAUCUGCAGUUGGUAUCAAUGAUAACAAAAUAGGUUAUGUAAGUUAUAUUAGAGAAUUUGUCAACUAUGCGAUCACGUUCAAUGUUCAAAAACAAAGAUCUGCAUCUGAUAUGAACGAAAAUACAAAUGUUUUUAUCUCCUAUCAAAGCCUGCCAGCAAAUAUUCCAUUCGGAACAGAAUGCAAACAGCCCAAGCUGAAUACCAGUUCCGUUUUCUUAGAUCCAAAAACAUUACCUUUGCUCAAGAACCGACCGGUUACUGUCUCUGCGGUAGAAGCUUUUCAGAAUCGUGAUCUCAAUGAAAAUGUAACAGCUCCACCUCCAGCCAAAAAAUUACGAAAAAGCACAGAUUCUGAAAGAAACACUGAAAACGAGUUCGGAAUUUCUAGAAAUCAGACUUUGCAACAUAUGCCUGACCUGCCAACAGAACAACGUAAUAAGUUGUCUAAUUUAACUGCGGGUCAAACGGCUGUCACCUCUAUAGCUAAUUUGACUGCAGAACAAUCUUUCAUGACCUAUAAACCGGGUUUGACUACAACACAACCUAUUGUUACAAAUGCCUUGCCAAAUUUUACUACAGCACAACCUUUUAUAACUUCUAAGGAGAGUUUGAUCACAUCACAAACUUCUAUAACCUCCCAGCCGAGUUUGAUCACAGCGCCAUCUUCUUUCACUGCAGUACAACCUCGCAAAAGCGUUACGUCUAAUUUUACUACUGUACCGACUGUCAAAACCGCUGCCUCUAAUUUUGCUACAUCGCUACCUGUCAUGACCCCUAAAUCGUGUUUGCCCACAGUUCAAACUGUAACAACCCUUAAGCCAGGUGUUACUUCGCUAAAACCGGUCGGAACUAAAGUUCAAACUGCUAAGCCAAACAUCUUGAAGGAAAAAGCACCUCAAAAUGUUAUGCCAACUUUGGACCUUACACUCGAUGAUAAUGUUCCGAUAAUCCAAAAUCGUGCCUUGAAUAAAAUUGACACUGCUACCAAUAGGACAGAUUUGAACGAUGAUUGUGUCUACACGUGUAAAGAAUUUCCAUCUUUAGACCUUACGACAGAUGAAGUUAUGGAUGAUGGUCACAAUGAAAGCAGAGAAGGGAAAGACAUUCCCGUAAAAAAUAAGAACGAUUGCAACAAUGUGGUAUGCCUUGAUGAUGACAAUGAUUCUGUGGGAUCAUAUGAAGAGGUUAUUGUUUACUUAUCUAAUGAUAUGUAAACCUUUUUGAAAAUAAAAGCAUGUAAAUACCGUU
This is a messenger RNA of Eupeodes corollae, 3017 nucleotides long. RefSeq lists its product as uncharacterized. Gene Ontology annotation, cellular component: transcription regulator complex; nucleus. The transcript is spliced from 3 exons. Lineage: Eukaryota; Metazoa; Arthropoda; Insecta; Diptera; Syrphidae. The coding region runs from base 359 to 2983 and encodes 874 amino acids. Gene Ontology annotation, biological process: regulation of transcription by RNA polymerase II. The record is from RefSeq and is a predicted model, not a curated record.